Leptonychotes weddellii (Weddell seal) is the source of this 769-nucleotide messenger RNA. The record is from RefSeq and is a predicted model, not a curated record. NCBI's taxonomy places the organism in Eukaryota, Metazoa, Chordata, Mammalia, Carnivora, Phocidae.
CCUUCCCAAGAAGAUGCCACUCCUCCUGCUCCUGAUGGCCUUUCUCCUACCCCCUGGGGCUGGGGCAGGGGAGAUCAUUGGAGGCCAAGAGGCCAGGCCUCAUUCCCACCCCUAUAUGGCAUUUCUCCAAAUCCAGUCUCAAGAGGGGCUCAAAACUUGCGGGGGUUUCCUGGUGAGAAAUGACUUCGUGUUGACGGCAGCCCACUGCUGGGGAAGCACUAUCACGGUCAUCCUGGGGGCCCACAACAUCCGCAGGCAGGAACGGACCCAGCAGCGCACAAAGAUGCGCAGAGCCAUCCGCCACCCUGGCUAUAAUCCCCAGACCAACAGGAAUGACAUCAUGUUACUAAAGCUGGCACGACCAAUGAGACGGACGUCCGCGGUGAGGCCAGUGGCUCUGCCUCGCGGGCGGGCCAGGGUGAGACCCGGGGCCAGGUGCACCGUGGCGGGCUGGGGCCUGCUGGGCCUGAACAAGAGGACAAACAGACUCCACCAGGUGCAGCUAACCGUGCAGAGUGAUUCGAGGUGCUCCAAUCGCUUCGGUUUCUACGACAGCCAAACGCAAAUCUGUGUGGGCGACCCAAGGAAGAGGAAGUCCGCCUUCCUGGGGGACUCCGGGGGCCCCAUGGUGUGUAACGGCGUGGCCCAGGGCAUUGUCUCCUAUGGAGAUAGGAGCGGCACUCCUCCAGCAGUCUUCACCAAGAUUAGGAGCUUCAUGCCCUGGGUAAAUAGAACAAUGAGACGCUUCAAACAGCCUUGCGAGACCUAG